AUUGAAAAUUAAUAGCCGAGGAUAUCCGCAAGAUGGCCGCGCUCAUGACUCGCCGUGGUCUGAUUAGACAUUUGGGUGAUUUGAACAAAGUUCUCUCUUGUCAGGUCAAAGAUUUAUCAUAUUGUAGAAGAAAAUAUACUUUGUCUGUUAUUGACAGGCAUUUCAAUUCAAAACUUCUUUUUAAUACCUGUAUAAUACCAUCAACAAGACAUUUUUGCGACCGAGUAGGUCAGGAACACAAGAGGUCAACUGGAUCUGAUGAAACUAACACCGAUGGCAAAGAAAAGACUGAUGAGAAAGCUGACAAAGAAAAAGCUGCCAAAGCAAAAUUUUGGAAGAAACUUAUGAUUGGUGGUGUUGUUGUAUGGAUUUCUUGUGCAUCUUCCUUGGCAGUAUUGGAGUUAGGAAAACCUAUAGAAGAUGCUGAUGGUCACCCAAUUGAAGAUGCUUACUCCAAAUAUAAUGUGUUAUAUGCAUACUUGAUGAGAACUUACAGAGAAAUAUUUUUUCAAGUAAAAAUUACCCAGGAGCCAUCCAGACAGAAGUUGUUACCUGAUCCACUAACAUACCCUUAUAUUCAGCCACCAUAUACUCUAGUGAUAGAACUUACUGAUGUUCUUGUUCAUCCUGAAUGGACUUAUAAAACAGGCUGGAGAUUUAAGAAACGUCCAGGGAUUGACUAUUUCCUUCGAGCUGUUGGCCCUCCUACUUUUGAAGUGGUUAUUUUUACAAAAGAGUCUGGAAUGACAGCUGAUCCAAUUAUAACAAAGAUUGAUCACGAAAACUUUAUCAUGUACAGAUUAUAUAGAGAUGCUACACGGUACCAAGAUGGAGAACAUAUAAAGGAUCUGAAUUGUUUAAAUCGUGAUUUGUCCCGAGUAAUAAUGAUAGAUUGGAACAAAGACGCCUACAAACUCAACAAGGACAAUGGGUUUCAUAUGGAGAAAUGGUCAGGAGAUAUGAAUGAUACAGCUCUUGGUGAACUUGCAGAAUUCCUCAGAGCAAUAGCUGUUAGUAAAGUAGAUGAUGUGAGACCAGUUCUCCAGUAUUACAGCCAGUUUGAUAAUCCAUUAGAAAAGUUCCAUGAAAAUCAGGCUAAACUCAAGGCAGAGCAAGAAAAACAAGCCCAAUUACAACAGACACGUGAUGCGAAAAGUGUGACCGGAUUAUGGAACAAGUUGAGGAGAUGAAACAUUUCACUAAAUAUGACAGACAAUUUGAGUGUCGUAAUAAAACAUUUAAAUGUUGUUAUAAACAUUAUAAAUGACAAUUUGAUUUUGUGAUGCACUGGAAAACAGUCAACAUAAAGAAGCUCUUGAGAAAUAGAAAAUAUAUUAUUUCGUGCAGGCAGUGAUUAUUUACUAGAUCUAUUUAUAGACAUAUACUGUAUAAACUUGCCUAGAGGACAGUUUCUUUUUAAAAAUAAUAACGUUUUUUUUAAUAUAAAAUUUAAAUUUAACAAUAAAAUCAAAUUUACCGUAAUAUAAGGUGAGGUAUGAUUAGCACUACAUUUAGCAGUAAACUUAACACUUGAAUCAGAAGUAUAUAAUUCCUGUGAUCUGCCAAGAUGAGAAGUAUAUGGUAUGUGUAUAUUUUUGACAGACAACAAGAAAAUCAUGGGUGUUUUACUUUCAAUAUAAAAGUGAAAAACGACACUGUCUGAUAGCACUAUGAAUUAUAUGAUAAAGUUUGACUGGUUGAUAAUAUCAAUCUAACUUUAUAAGCUACCUGGGAAAAAAAAUCAGGAGCAAAUACGUUUUUGUUUUGUCUUCGUGUUCCAUCCUGGUUUCCCUCAGUAACUUCAUUUAUAGACUGAUAUCUCCCAUAUUUGGUAGGUAUAUACUUGUAUGGUCUUCUAACUUAUGGUGAAGUGUGGAUUACUAGUGUCAAGAUCAUUUGUGUUAAAAAUAGAUCCUUACACUUGCUAUUACACCCAUAAUUUAUUUAACAAUGUCUUAUAUUUCAUAAGAGCAUACCUUGGUGGUUUCUGUAUUUGAUGCAAGUUUUUGGUCAAGGGCAAGGUCAGUGAAACUAAAAAUAAAACUUUUCUAGAAGUAGAAGUACAUAUUCCUAUGUACAUGUAUUUUGCAUUGAAAUAACAAAGAUGCAAGUUUGGGGAGCAUUCAUCUUUUUUGCAAUACAUCUCGUUUU
Messenger RNA from Ruditapes philippinarum (Manila clam), 2151 nucleotides. Its product is annotated as mitochondrial import inner membrane translocase subunit TIM50-C-like. NCBI's taxonomy places the organism in Eukaryota, Metazoa, Mollusca, Bivalvia, Venerida, Veneridae. The record is from RefSeq and is a predicted model, not a curated record. The transcript has 10 exons. Gene Ontology annotation, molecular function: phosphoprotein phosphatase activity. The coding region runs from base 33 to 1190 and encodes 385 amino acids.